AUGGAUGCGAACAGGAGCUUUGUAGAGCAGCUGCGGCGGCGGCACGAAGAGGCGGAAGAGGAAGAGGAAGAGGAAGAUGAGGAACAAGAAGAAGCAAUCAGUGACAGGGACGACGGCUUUCUUGACGAAUUCGUGAGGGAACUCGACGGCGCAUCCUCAGAAGACGAGCAGGCGGAGGAGCAGACGGAGAUGCAGCCGCCGAUGAGCGGGGGUGACGGCGAUGAGCAAGUGGCCAGGGCACUGCAGCUUAGCUCCGCGUCGGGCGUUAGCGCCGCUGUCUUCCACACAUGUUGGCAACCGAUGUCGACGCAAUUUUUGCUUGUAUGCCCCUAUCACGUUUCUGUCCCCGGCGCCUCUGCCGUCGCAUUCCCAUGCAUCGCUUCCUUCAAGGAGGCGGAAUGGCGUCGGAAUCUUCCUCCGCUACCGGGGAUGCAAGUCCCUAGCGACAGGGACGAUGGUAGGCGCGUUGGCAGCAUAAUAUGUAGCGGUUCCGGUAGCGGCAGCAUUUUUGACACCGGGGGCUGCAGCGGGGGCGGUGCCAGCGGCGGCGGCAGCAGCAUCAGCGGCGGCGGUGCCGCUGCUGCUGCGACAGGAGUUGGUGCACUUGCGGCUGCUGGUGGUGGUGGGGCGUCCAGGCCUCCCAAUUGCGGUGUGGUCUGUCAUAGCCCCUACACUGAUGACGAUGACGAUGAAGCCGCCAUCCAGGGGGAUGGAGCCAACGGUGGAAUACCGCCGCAGAUUGCCAUAAAAGGCAGUAACAGAAGAGGCAUAGGGGUCGGAACGACGGUGGGGCCAGGACGGCCGAGGGGAAAGGGGAGCGUGCGGGGGGCGACCCUAGGCGCAUGGCCGCCCGGAGGCCUUGGCGAAGGGGAGGGCCUUCGAGUCAACGAUUUCCCGGACGAAAUCGUCGAAAAAGUCGCUGGGUUCGCAUCUCUUCCUCGGUGUGUGUCGAAGCGGAUAGAGAAGUAUCGGGUCAAGGUUGUUCGGGAACGUGUGUUUACGGCUUUGGAAACGUCCGCAACGCUCCCGGCUUCGAAGGCAAAGGAAGUGGAGGAUGCGAUUUUUGCUCUUUGCGGGGGCUCCGUGACUAAGGCGUACAAAGCAAAGGCCCGAGAGAUGUCGUUCAACCUGAGGGUAGGAAAAAACGAUCCUCUCAGGGAGCGACUCCUGUCUGGAUCCCUUCUGCCGAGUGACCUGGUGCGGAUGAGUUCCAACGACCUGGCCCCUCUCUCUGUUCGACGAGAGCGGGAGAGGUUUGCCCGCAAGCGCAUCCGAGAGGUGAGGUUACAUCGAGCCGAGACAGCCCCUUCCACACGGUGACCGAUCGCUUCGCCUGUGUCGAGUGUGGGCACGAGAAAACGCAGUAUCGCACUUGGAGGAGAAAGGCGGUGGUCGACAGAGUCCGAGUCAUCGUCCAGUGCCUCCAGUGCCGACAUUCGUGGGAGCUCUGAAGCAACUCUCCGAAGACAAGCACGAUAUUGUCCGUUUGGACAACAGACCCUUCGAGAGGCAAAUCGUUUGGUUAGGGGAGCGAAACGCCAUCUACGGAGUUUGUAUGUUAACAACUUGUUUGUGAUCCCCUUUGUUUUUUCCGUGUACGAUGUUGACACAAGAAUGCUUGUUAUGAGCUUGGCGCCUGAAUCCAAGCAUUUGUUUUUAGCCAGCACGAGAGCAACUGCAUGCAUUGCUGCGUGCACCUAGAGCAAUGCCGCCUCCCGCCAUUGCCACACGCUGCCUCCCAUUGGUGGUGCUCGUGGAAGCUGACUGACAGGUCACGUCUUCAAACCCGGCGUAAUAUGAUACCAUUAGGCGGAUAAAGCAAUGGGUGCUCUGGUGUGG
Molecule: messenger RNA, 1839 nt
Organism: Ectocarpus sp. CCAP 1310/34
Lineage: Eukaryota; Phaeophyceae; Ectocarpales; Ectocarpaceae
Source: the annotation of a GenBank genome assembly